GGCAGGCUGGCGGGGUCCGGGCUGCGGCGGCGGCCAGCGGGGGUCCUGCGGGCCGUGGGCCCGGGGCUCCCGAGUGCGCCCCGGCAGGCAGGCAGGCAGGCAGGCCGGCAGGCAGCCGACGGGGCGCAGGCAGUGGGCCGGCCCUCCCGUCGGGGGCGGGCCGGGCGGGGCGCGCGUCCUUCCCGGUAGCUCUGCGGCUUGCGUGCUCUGCCCGCGUUUCCCCUUUCGUUUGGACCCACUUCCCCGUCGGUGCAAGGACGGGGCGAGACGAGGUGCGCCCAGACCCUUGCAGCCUUGCAGGUUUCCGGAGCGCGCAGUAUUGGAGGCGCCGUGGGCUCUGGCGUGAGGCGCCCUCCCUUGCCCAUUUCGGGAGCUGCUGAGCGCUCCGGAAGGAGAAAAAUGGGGUCAGGAGAGGCCCGCGCGAUGGAAGCGUUGGAUUGAUUUCCUUCGAAGUGUUGUCUUUUCAAACAUCUCGUCCCCUUCUCGGCACUCCCUGCUGCCUACUUUUGGCUUGGGUUUCCCGGAUCUUCAGGGUCUGGCGGUGCAGGCCAAGGGUGGGCCAGAGGCGGAGCUGACCUGGAAACCUCCCCUUGGCCACUGUCCUUUCUAAGGAGCUCACCUUCCAGAGCCCGCCCGCCCAGAACUGGCAGGGGACCCUCUUAGGAGCAGAGAAAAUGGCGAUCUUCAGGCAGCUGUCCCUGCGUGCAAAGGCUGCCCUGGCCGCCGGCACUGUCUUCGUGUCCAUGAUUGUGUCCCGCUCGUGUCUGGCGGGGAGCCUUGAGCUCCGGGCCUGGCGUUGGCUGUUCCGCCUGCAGCUCGCCCUGUUUGCCAACUCGCUCAUGCUCAUUGGCUCCCUCUACAUCUGGCGGAGCACAGUCGGCAACCUCAGCCACUGCCCGGGCGCCGAGUCCGCCUGUUUCCAGCUCUGGAAGAUGGCGGUUGUGGCGUUUCUGGCCCUGGCCCCUUCCAGCUUCUUCACCAUGCUCUUUUUAGUGGCCGAGGAGCCCUAUCUCUUCUCCUUGGCAGCCUACUCCUGCCUCGGGGCGUGCAUCAUCAUGGUCUUCUUCCUCUGCACCCUCAGUGGCAUGGAGCAGGCCUAUCAGCUCGUGGCCUGGCGCGGCGGCAGGGUCGUGGGCGGCCUCGACAAGACAAGGAGGGUGGCGGUCAGGCCGGCCCUGGCGGUGGCAGUGACCGCUGCGCUCAGUGUGGCUGGGCUUCUGAACGCCGCCCAGCCCCCGGCCGUGAAGACCGCGCAGGUGCCCGUCCGCCGGCUGCCUCCCUCGAUGGACGGCCUCAAGAUCGCGCUCCUCUCCGACAUGCACUUGGGCCCCGCCGUGGGCAGGACCAAGAUGGAGAUGUUCGUGCGGAUGGUGAACGUGCUGCAGCCAGACGUCACAGUGAUCGUGGGGGACCUCUGUGAGUCGGAAGCCUCCACCCUGCGGACGGCGGUCGCUCCUCUGGACCAGCCUCGCUCGCGCCUCGGCGCCUACUUCGUCACGGGGAAUCGCGGGUACUACACGUCGGACGUCAGCAACUGGUUCGCGCUGCUGGAAUCCCUGAACGUCAGGCCCCUUCACAACGAGAACGUGAGGGUUUCCGCCACGGGGGCCCAACCCGGGGGCGCUGAGGACGACGACUGGAUCUGCUUGGCCGGGGUGGAUGACAUCGAGGCGGACAUCCUGCGCUACUACGGCCACGGCGUGGACCUGGUCAAGGCCCUGGGGGGCUGCCGCCCGGACCGCCCCACCAUCUUGCUGGCUCACCAGCCCCUGGCUGCCAAGAGAGCCCUGCAGGCUCGGCCGGAUAUUAGCCUCAUUCUUUCUGGGCACACGCAUGCCGGGCAGAUCUUCCCCUUGAACGUGGCAGCCUAUCUCCUGAACCCCUUCUUCGCCGGCCUCUACCAGGUGGCCCAGACCACGUUUGUGUACGUCAGCCCGGGCACCGCCUACUAUGGGAUCCCCAUGACACUGGGCACCAGGGCAGAGGUUACCGAGCUCAUCCUGCAGCGGGCUCCUUGAACCUGGCCCUGCCCUGUGCGCCCCUUCAGGGUCCUCGCCCUUCACCCUCCGU
Neofelis nebulosa (Clouded leopard) is the source of this 2070-nucleotide messenger RNA. It is a transcript of the gene TMPPE, whose product is annotated as transmembrane protein with metallophosphoesterase domain. Gene Ontology annotation, molecular function: hydrolase activity. Bases 675 to 2018 code for a protein of 447 amino acids. The transcript has 2 exons. The record is from RefSeq and is a predicted model, not a curated record. NCBI's taxonomy places the organism in Eukaryota, Metazoa, Chordata, Mammalia, Carnivora, Felidae.